AUGCCCGAAGUCGAGCGCGAGCACGUGCAGAAGGUGUACGAUAUCGUCGCGCAGCAAUGGCACGGCACGAGGUAUCGCGCGUGGACCGGGGUGGAGGCUUUCGUUAGGAAACAGCCGCCCGGUUUGCUCGCCGCGGACGUCGGAUGCGGCAACGGUAAGAACAUUCCCGAAAUCGUCAAGGGCGGUGGUUUCGCGCUCGGAAGCGACUUUAGCAGAGGCUUGAUUGAAAUCUGUCGCGAUAGCGGAUACGAGGUAAUGGUGGCCGACGCCGUUAUUUUGCCGUAUCGAUCCGACGUGUUCGACUACGCGCUCAACAUCGCCGUGUUGCAUCACAUAUCGUCUCCCGAACGUCGCGUGGAGCUCGUAAAGGAAACGAUGCGCAUCGUCAAGGUUGGUGGUGUCGCAUUAUUCUACGCCUGGGCGCUCGAGCAAGAGCAAGGGGGGGUUUCUGGUCACCAAUUUGAAGGCCAAGACGUCUUGGUGCCGUUUCAUAACAAGAUCAAAGUCAAGGGCGUCGCGCCCGAGGACGAGCGAGAGCGCCAAUCGCGCGUGAGCGGCGCGCCCACGCACGGUGAGGCCGAUCGCGAGAAACGAUCGGUUGUGUAUCAGCGAUAUUGUCACGUGUACACCGAGGGUGAGCUUCCAAAGCUGUUUGAAAACCUUCCUUGGUGCGAGGUCACGGCGGCGUAUUACGAUCACGGCAACUGGUGCGUCGAGGUUUUGAAGACGUCUCGUCCUUAG
Messenger RNA from Ostreococcus lucimarinus CCE9901, 741 nucleotides. RefSeq lists its product with no specific name. Gene Ontology annotation, cellular component: cytoplasm; nucleus. Lineage: Eukaryota; Viridiplantae; Chlorophyta; Mamiellophyceae; Mamiellales; Bathycoccaceae. Gene Ontology annotation, molecular function: tRNA binding; S-adenosylmethionine-dependent methyltransferase activity. The record is from RefSeq and is a predicted model, not a curated record. The transcript has a single exon. Bases 1 to 741 code for a protein of 246 amino acids. Gene Ontology annotation, biological process: tRNA wobble uridine modification.